Messenger RNA from Stylonychia lemnae, 492 nucleotides. Lineage: Eukaryota; Ciliophora; Spirotrichea; Sporadotrichida; Oxytrichidae. The record is from the annotation of a GenBank genome assembly.
AUGAGCGGUAAUCUAUUAAGAAACACAGCCUAUAGUGAGGAUAGCGAAUAGCUUUCCCUGAACUAAGAAUUCAGUUCAGGCCAUGAAGGAAAGAAAACUAAAUAAUAGGCCCUUUAGCAAAUGACCUCAAUUAAGAUAUACAAUGAGCAGGCUGACAGAUUGGAGGAUGAACUAGUGAUUUUGGAAUUCUAAGGUGACUUUGAGCAUUCCAAUUCCUCUUAGUAUGAUGAUUUGAAUUUGGGAUCAAUGAGAGAACUGCAAGGUGGCAACUACGAACUGCAAGUGGGCAAUCACAUGAUUAAGGGAAAACUGACUGAUUUACCAAAGGCUUUGCUAUUCACUGAAAAGGUCUUUGAUGAAUUCAACUAGCAGAUGGAAUAUAGGAUUAAGGCAAUAAUUAAGAAGAAAGUAGUUUUCAGUUCUAGGCCAACACCCUUAAGAACAGUAGGCAGAGGAGAAGAGGAUAGCACUAAGAGAAGAAAACUUAACUGA